Molecule: messenger RNA, 6923 nt
Organism: Micropterus dolomieu (smallmouth bass)
Lineage: Eukaryota; Metazoa; Chordata; Actinopteri; Centrarchiformes; Centrarchidae
Gene: ubr5
Product: ubiquitin protein ligase E3 component n-recognin 5
Exons: 47
Coding region: 165-6923 (2252 amino acids)
Biological process (GO): DNA damage response; regulation of double-strand break repair; protein polyubiquitination
Cellular component (GO): nucleus
Molecular function (GO): zinc ion binding; ubiquitin binding
Source: RefSeq, a predicted model, not a curated record
GCUUGAUAGAGUUAAGAUGGCGGCAUGUGGGUGAGGAGGCUGGGAUCUAAACUCGAGGUUUUUCGCCAUUAAACGAUUCCUAUGAAUCCUCAUAUAUACAGUAAUCGAAAGAAUAACAAUUUCCUCUUAUUUCACACGUGUCUGUGUGAUUUUGGAUUGACCCCAUGACAUCUAUACACUUCGUGGUUCACCCGUUGCCCGGGACCGAGGAUCAGCUCAAUGACAGGCUCCGUGAAGUCUCGGAGAAACUCAACAAAUACAGUUAUAACAGUCAUCCACAUCUUAGUCUGUUGGAGCAGGCCACCCUAAAACAGUGUGUUGUCGGUCCAAACCACGCCGGAUUUCUCCUUGAGGAUGGACGUGUGUGUAGAAUCAGCUUUGCUGUUCAGCCUGAUCGCCUGGAGCUCUGCAAACCGGAUGGCAGCGAUGGUUCAAAGUUGAGCAGUGGUUCAGGGACAGGAAGGAGCUCCAGGCCAGGCAGGACUAGUGAUCCGCCCUGGUUCCUGUCUGGCUCUGACACACUUGGCAGACUGGCAGGCAACCCCCUUGGGAGUCGCUGGAGCUCUGGUGUAAAUGGAGGCAGUGGAGGAAGUGGAAGUGGAGGAGGUGCAGGGGGAGGUGGAGCAGGAGGUGGCAGCAGUGGAGGAGGAGGGGGCGGAGGUGGAGGCGGCGGUGGAGGGACAUCGGGCAGGUCGUCAACAGCAGCUCGCGAUUCCCGUCGACAGACCAGGGUGAUCCGUACAGGAAGGGAUCGUGGCUCGGGCCUUCUAGGUAGCCAGCCUCAGCCUGUCAUACCGGCAUCUGUCAUCCCUGAAGAACUUAUUACUCAGGCCCAGGUAGUCCUUCAGGGGAAGUCCAGGAGUGUGAUCAUUAGAGAACUCCAGAGGACCAACCUGGAUGUCAACCUUGCCGUCAACAACCUGCUGAGUCGGGAUGAUGAAGAUGGAGAUGAUGGAGAUGACACGGCCAGCGAGUCCUACCUCCCUGGAGAGGACCUGAUGUCCCUGUUGGAUGCAGACAUUCACUCAGCUCAUCCCAGUGUGAUUAUUGAUGCUGAUGCCAUGUUCUCUGAGGACAUCAGCUACUUUGGCUACCCCUCUUUUAGACGCUCCUCAUUGUCGCGCCUAGGAUCCUCCAGAGAGCGCGACUCAGAGCUGUUGCGUGAGCGUGAGUCUGUAUUGAGGUUACGCGAGCGCCGGUGGCUGGAUGGGGCUUCGUUCGACACAGAGCGAGGCUCCACUAGCCGUGAGGGCGAGCCCAGCUUGGAUAAGAAGAGUAUUCCUGUCCAGAGCCCUGUCUCCUUGGGAGAGGAGCUCCAGUGGUGGCCUGACAAGGAUGGUGUGAAGUUUGUGAGCAUUGGAGCCAUGUUCUCAGAGCUGGUGGCUGUCAGCUCCAAAGGAGAACUUUAUCAGUGGAAGUGGAGCGAACCUGAACCCUACAGGAAUGCACAGAAUCCUUCUGUUCAUCACCCACGUGUAUCCUUCCUGGGCCUUUCCAAUGAGAAGAUCACCUUAUUGUCUGCCAAUAGCAUCAGAGCCACUGUAGCUACAGAGACCAACAAGGUGGCAACCUGGGUGGACGACACACUGAGCACAGUGGCCUCUAAGCUGGAGCACAGUGCUCAGGCUUUCCCUGAGCUGCAAGGGGAACGUAUGGUGUCACUGCACUGCUGUGCUCUCUACACGUGUGCACAGCUGGAGAAUAGCCUUUACUGGUGGGGUGUUGUGCCUUUUAGUCAACGGAAGAAGAUGCUUGAAAAGGCCAGAGCCAAGAACAAAAAGCCAAAGUCCAGCGCUGGCAUCUCUUCAAUACCCAACAUCACCGUAGGAACACAGGUGUGCUUGAGGAAUAACCCCCUCUACCAUGCCGGUGCUGUGGCCUUUUCUGUCAAUGCUGGUAUUCCGAAAGUGGGCGUCCUGUUGGAAUCUGUCUGGAACAUGAACGACAGUUGCAGGUUCCAGCUGCGCUCACCAGAGAGCCUCAAGAACAUGGAGAAGACCACUAAGACCCAGGAAGUCAAGACGGAAAGCAAGCCAGAGCUGGUGAAGACUGAGAUGGGUCCUCCUCCCUCCCCAGCGUCUACUUGCAGUGAUACCUCUUCCAUUGCUAGCAGUGCCUCACUGCCCUACAAGCGAAGGCGUUCUACCCCGGCUCCCAAAGAGGAAGAGAAGGUGAAUGAGGAGCAGUGGCCUCUGAGGGAGGUGGUGUUUGUGGAGGACGUUAAAAAUGUCCCAGUGGGAAAGGUGCUUAAAGUGGAUGGCGCGUAUGUUGCUGUGAAGUUUCCAGGAACAUCAAGCAGCAUGAGCAACCAGAACUCUGUUGCUCCCACUGACUCGGACCCAUCAUCAUUAUUACAGGACUGCAGGCUCCUCAGAAUAGAUGAGCUGCAGGUGGUCAAAACUGGUGGGACUCCUAAAGUUCCUGAUUGUUUUCAGCGCACACCUAAAAAGCUCUGUAUCCCAGAAAAGGCAGAGAUUCUAGCAGUGAAUGUUGACUCCAAAGGAGUCCAUGCAGUGCUGAAAACUGGUAACUGGGUAAGGUACUGUAUCUUUGACCUGGCCACAGGCAAAGCUGAACAGGAGAACAACUUCCCCACUAGUAACCUGGCCUUCCUGGGGCAGAGUGAGCGCAAUGUGGCUAUCUUUACUGCAGGACAGGAAUCUCCCAUCAUUCUCCGAGAUGGAAAUGGCACAAUCUACCCUAUGGCCAAAGACUGCAUGGGUGGAAUUCGAGAUCCUGAUUGGUUGGACUUGCCACCUAUAAACAGCCUGGGAAUGGGGGUGCACUCCCUGGCCAAUCUCCCCUCUAACUCCACAAUUAAAAAGAAAGCUGCUAUUAUUAUAAUGGCUGUUGAGAAACAGACGCUGAUGCAGCAUGUCCUGCGCUGUGACUAUGAGGCGUGUCGGCAGUACCUGGUGAACCUUGAGCAGGCGUUCUUGUUGGAUCAGGGCAGCCAGGCCCUCGGAGCACUUCUGGAUCAUCGCUGUGAUGGAAACCGCAACAUUCUCCAUGCCGCUGUCUCUGUCUGCUUCCCUGUUAGUAAUAAGGAGACCAAAGAAGAAGAAGAAGCUGAAAGGUCAGAGAGAAACACAUUUGCGGAGCGUCUCUCUGCUGUGGAAGCAAUUGCCAAUGCCAUCUCCGUGGUUUCAAGCAACAGUUCUGGGAAUAGGACUGGCUCCUCCAGUAGCAGAGGGCUUCGUCUGAGGGAGAUGAUGCGGAGGUCUUUAAGAGCAGCAGGUCUCGGCCGUCAUGAGUCCGGCCCAUCAUCCAGCGACCACCAGGACCCUGUGUCACCACCCAUUGCCCCACCAAGUUGGGUCCCGGACCCCCCACCAAUGGACCCUGAUGGUGACAUUGACUUCAUUCUAGCACCAGCUGUGGGUUCACUCACUACUGCCUCCACUGGGACCAGUCAGGGACCCAGCACCUCCACCAUACCAGGGCCGUCCACCGAGUCAUCUGUGGUUGAAUCUAAAGACAGGAAGGCCAACGCCCACCUUAUCCUAAAGCUGAUGUGUGACAGUGUUGUUCUGAGGCCACACCUACGGGAACUACUCUCUGCCAAGGAUGCCCGUGGAAUGACCCCAUUCAUGCUUGCAGUCAGUGGUAGAGCCUACCCAGCAGCCAUCACUGUGCUGGAGGCUGCUCAGAAAAUGGCCAAGGUUGGUGACCCGGGCAUUGCAGAGAAGGAGGAUGCAGAUUCUGUGUUCAUGGAAAUGAUUUGCCCUUCGGGGACCAACCCCGAUGAUUCACCCCUCUAUGUUCUCUGCUGCAACGACACCUGCAGUUUCACAUGGACUGGAGCUGAGCACAUUAACCAGGAUAUCUUUGAGUGUCGCACCUGUGGUUUGCUCGAGUCCCUUUGCUGCUGCACUGAGUGUGCAAGGGUGUGUCACAAAGGACAUGACUGCAAACUGAAGAGGACCUCCCCUACAGCUUACUGUGAUUGUUGGGAGAAAUGUAAAUGUAAAACGCUGAUCGCUGGCCAGAAGGCUGCUCGUCUGGAUCUGCUGUACAGGUUACUCACAACCACCAACCUGGUCACGACACCAAACAGCAGGGGAGAGCAUAUAUUACUAUUCCUGGUGCAGACUGUUGCUAGGCAGAGUGUUGAGCACUGUCAGUACAGACCACCACGCAUCAGAGAAGACAGGAACCGCAAGGCUGCUAAUGCAGAAGACUCUGAUAUGCCGGACCAUGACCUAGAGCCUCCCCGCUUUGCUCAGCUGGCUCUGGAAAGGGUCCUGCAGGACUGGAACGCCCUCAAGUCUAUGAUCAUGUUUGGUUCUCAGGAGAAUAAAGACCCACUUAGUGCCAGCAGCAGAAUUGCCCACCUCCUGCCUGAAGAGCAAGUCUACUUGAAUCAGCAGAGCGGCACCAUUCGACUUGACUGUUUCACCCACUGCCUCAUUGUCAAGUGUGCUCCUGACAUCACUUUCAUAGACACCUUACUGGGUACACUAGUAAAGGAGCUGCAGAACAAGUACACUCCUGGCCGAAGAGAGGAGGCAGUCAGUGUCACCAGGAGGUUCCUACGCUCUGUCGCUCGGGUGUUUGUCAUCCUCAGCGUGGAGAUGGCCUCAUCCAAGAAGAAAAACAACUUCAUCCCCCAGCCGAUUGGGAAGUGUCGGAGAGUUUUCCAAGCUCUGCUGCCCUACGCUGUGGAGGAGCUGUGUAAUGUAGCUGAGUCGUUGAUUGUUCCGGUGCGAAUGGGUAUAGCGAGACCUACUGCUCCUUUCACUUUGGCCAGCACCAGUAUUGAUGCUGUUCAGGGCAGCGAGGAGCUCUUCUCUGUCGAACCGCUGCCUCCGAGACCCUCACCUGACCAGUCCAGCAGCUCCAGCCAGACAGCUGCCUCUUAUAUCAUCAGGAACCCCCAGCCUCGGCGCAGCAGCCAGUCUCAGCCUGUCAGGGGAAGAGACGAGGAGCAGGAUGACAUCGUAUCCGCAGAUGUGGAAGAGGUUGAAGUCGUAGAGGGAGUCGCAGGUGAGGAAGACCAUCAUGACGACCAAGAGGAACAGGGGGAGGAAAAUGCAGAGGCAGAAGGGCAGCAUGAUGAGCACGAUGAAGAUGGAAGUGACAUGGAGCUGGAUCUGCUGGCAGCAGCUGAAACAGAGAGUGACAGUGAAAGUAACCACAGCAAUCAGGAUAAUGCGAGCGGCCGCAGGAGUGUCGUCACAGCAGCCACCGCUGGUUCUGAAGCAGGUGCCAGCAGCGUCCCUGCCUUCUUUUCAGAGGAUGACUCCCAGUCCAAUGACUCCAGCGACUCCGACAGCAGCAGCAGUCAAAGCGACGAUGUCGACCAGGAGACGUUCCUGUUGGAUGAGCCCCUGGAAAGGACAACCAGCGCUUCUCACGCCAACAGCGCGGCCCAGGCUCCUCGCUCCAUGCAGUGGGCUGUUAGAAACACUCCGAGCCAGAGGGCAACAGGAAGUGCUCCCUCCAGCUCCUCAACACCAGCUGCAAGCUCCACAGGCCUGAUAUAUAUUGACCCUACCAACCUGCGUCGCUCCAGUGCUAUCAGCUCCAGUGCUGCUGCAGCGGCGGCGGCUCUGGAAGCCAGCAACUCCAGCAGCUAUCUGACGUCUGCCAGCAGCCUGGCCCGGGCCUACAGCAUUGUCAUCAGGCAGAUCUCAGACCUCAUGAGUCUGAUUCCCAAGUACAACCAUCUGGUCUACUCUCAGUACCCUGCUGCUGUAAAGCUCACCUACCAGGAUGCAGUCAACCUGCAGAACUAUGUUGAAGAAAAGCUGAUUCCCACCUGGAACUGGAUGGUGUCCAUCAUGGAUUCCACUGAAGCUCAGUUGCGAUAUGGCUCAGCCCUGUCAUCUGCUGGAGACCCGGGUCACCCCAGUCACCCACUCCACGCUUCUCAGCACUCAGCUCGCAGGGAACGCAUGACAGCUCGGGAGGAGGCCAGCCUCCGCACCCUGGAAGGACGCAGGAGAGCAGCUACCCUGCUGACUGCUCGCCAAGGCAUGAUGUCGGCACGGGGCGACUUCCUGAACUACGCCUUAUCACUGAUGCGCUCCCACAAUGAUGAGCACUCUGAUGUGCUUCCUGUGCUGGACGUGUGCUCACUGAAACAUGUGGCCUACGUUUUCCAGGCUCUUAUCUACUGGGUUAAGGCCAUGAACCAGCAGACCACUUUGGACACUCCACAGAUGGACAGAAAGAGGAAUCGAGAGAUUUUGGAACUAGGUUUGGACAAUGAGGAUUCUGAACACGAGAACGAUGAGGACACCAAUCAGAGUUCAACUCUGCAGGACAAAGAUGAGGACCCAGUUCCAGCUGAAACGGGUCAGAAUCACCCCUUCUUCCGUCGCUCUGACUCCAUGACCUUCCUGGGCUGCAUCCCACCCAACCCCUUCGAUGUUCCCCUUGCUGAGGCCAUUCCACUGGCAGACCAGCCCCACCUCCUGCAGCCUAAUGCCAGGAAGGAGGAUCUGUUCGGUCGUCCCUCUCAGGGCUUGUACUCUUCCUCCUACAUGGCAACCAAAGGCCUGGCUGAGGCAAGCAUGGACAGGAACUGCCUGGAGGUAAACAUGGGCUCCUCUCUACCCUCCCCCUCUCAGAUCCUGCCCACUAAGAUGUCUUACUCAGCCAACCUGAAGAAUGUGAUGAGUAUGGAAACUGGCCAGCGGAGCACUGGGAACCAGUCACUGGCUGAACAGGAGAUGGAGGCUUCAAAACCAGGCCCUUCACCCCAUGACCUCGCUGCCCAGCUGAAGAGCAGCCUACUUGCGGAAAUUGGCCUCACUGAAAGUGACGGACCUCCUCUUCCAUCAUUCAGACCUCACUGUAGUUUCAUGGGGAUGAUGAUCUCACAUGACAUGCUACUAGGCCGCUGGCGUCUGUCACUAGAACUCUUUGGUCGUGUCUUCAUGGAGGAUGUCGGAGCCGAACCGGGAUCGGGACACUGA